This is a messenger RNA of Didymosphaeria variabile, 2181 nucleotides long. RefSeq names its product DNA-binding transcription factor (gene CRZ1). The record is from RefSeq and is a predicted model, not a curated record. The coding region runs from base 1 to 2181 and encodes 726 amino acids. Gene Ontology annotation, cellular component: nucleus. The transcript has 2 exons. Lineage: Eukaryota; Fungi; Ascomycota; Dothideomycetes; Pleosporales; Didymosphaeriaceae. Gene Ontology annotation, molecular function: RNA polymerase II cis-regulatory region sequence-specific DNA binding; DNA-binding transcription factor activity, RNA polymerase II-specific. Gene Ontology annotation, biological process: regulation of transcription by RNA polymerase II.
AUGGAUCGCGGCCGCUCUCGCUCCCCGUCUCAUAUAAGGCACCCGUCCGCCAGUCCUGCCGGCCACCCACCGUUCGGUACGUCUGGUCUCGGCCUCGAUCAAUCGCUCUCGCAAGACCCGGGCUCCAGCUUCCACCAGGUCACCACUGCGGGGCAGCCCUACGACCAGUCGCAGUACCUCACCACCACGCAGCCGCAGCAGUUCGCGCACCCCGCCGCCCUCGACCAGAGCUUCCUGCAGACCAAUAACUCCUCCCACCACGGCACCCCGAGCCCGCACUUCGGGCCCCAAGGCAACAGCAUCGCGCCCGACCCGCUCAACAUCAACAGCAGCAGCAACAGCAGCAACAUCGACUUCAGCCUCUUCCCCGACGCCAACGCCCACUCGCUCAAUCAGAACCAAGCCAUUGACCCCUCCUUCCUCAGCAACUCGCUCGACCCGCAGCUGCUCGACUCGACUCAGCCGCAGAAUCAGUCCGUCAACCCCUCCGAUCUGAUGAACCAGAUGGCCACCACGCAGGCGCACUCACCCACGCCACCUCACCUGCUGCCCGGCAUGAACCAGCGCAGUCCCAGCCCGCACGCAUCGCCGAACAUCAACCAGGGCGCAUUCUCCUCGCCAGGGCACUCUCGUCAUGCCUCGCUAGACCCCAGCGCGGCAUACGGACAAGCGAACGAGUGGGGCAACAUGGCAGCUUUCAGAGGACACCGACGAACACCUUCAGAGACCUACAGCGAUGUUUCGUCGGCACACGCGUCGCCGUAUCUGGGCAACCAGGACAGCUUCGACGAGGGAAACCCAUCGCCGCUGCUCAACGCUCAGAAUGACCCCUCCCUGUUCCAGGAGGUCAUGCAGUUCGGCCAGUUCAACCUCAACGAUGCUCAAUCGCACAUCAGUCCCGGCCACAGCCCUCACAUCUCUCCGCGACUGAUGCCGCAGCAGCAAGCACUCCCGCAGUUCCAGCCCGGCACCUUUGGCUUGGACCCCAAUCUGCAGAAUCAAUAUGCACAACAAAGCAUGGGCGCAUACCAGGGACAGGAGCCAUUCCCGUCGAUUAAUCAAGUUGGUCCCGUGCCUGAAUUUGGCCAGGCCGACACCAUGUCACCGCCGGAGAUCAACAUUGAUUUCGCGCCACCCUCGCGGCAAGCGAGCUUUGAGCCUCCAAAGCCGGAGCUGCAGACCGAUGCGCUUAGCCCGCCCGACAGAUCACGCAGCCGCAACCGAAUACGCGCCAAAUCGGACCCGUUCAGCAGUGCUAGCUCCCGUGCCUCAACUCCUGGCCUUGAUCCGCUCGAAGCAAAUAGGUCACUGUCGCCCGGUGCCGCCAAGGGCUCCCGCUCACCGUCACCUGGUUCUACGAAAUCCUCACGUCGCUCCUCCACCUCUAGUGUGCCUCACCGUGAUUACAUUCUUGAUCUCGCCGAUCCAUCCCGACCAACUUCGAAUGCGCCCGACGGCUCGAGUGCGAAACGGACACAGAAACACCCUGCAACCUUCCAAUGCAACCUUUGCCCCAAGCGUUUCACACGUGCCUACAACCUCCGAUCACAUUUGCGCACUCACACUGAUGAGCGUCCUUUUGUCUGCAGCGUUUGCGGCAAGGCUUUUGCUCGCCAACACGAUCGUAAGCGACACGAGGGUCUGCACUCGGGAGAGAAGAAAUUCAUUUGCCGUGGUAAUUUGAAGGACGGUAACAAUUGGGGAUGCGGUCGACGCUUCGCUCGUGCGGACGCUCUUGGCCGACAUUUCCGCUCAGAAGCCGGUCGCGUAUGCAUACGUCCACUCCUCGAAGAAGAAGCCCAGGAAAAGGGCCACUGGGACGGCCAAAAUCAGGCCAUGGAUAACUCCAACGGCAUGUUCGCGCCCAUGCCCCACCAAGGCUACCCAGGCAUGAUGGCCCCACAGCCCGGCUACGAAGCUUUUCCCCCUGUUAGCGGCGGCCUAGAGCCCGGCCCCGUCCCGCAAUAUGGUCUUCCCGCCGCGCUUCUUGCACAGUAUCCUGCGCUUGCAGGUCUAAACUGGAAUGAACUGUCUGCUGGGGCGCCAGAGGAUGUUGACGAUGUUAGUGGCAGGAGUAGCUUUGAUGCUAGCAGUGGAGGUGAGAUGUUUGACGACGACGGAGAGUCGUAUCCUGCGCAGCAGUAUGGCUGGGCGAGCGACUAUGAGGCUAACGCGAGGUAA